ACCAGGCAAUUUUAGGCGCCCUGUUUUACUCCGCGGAUUUGACUGAUUGGUUGACUGAAGGUGGAAGUUAACCAAUUGACAAUUUGACAGAAAAACUAAAAAUUGCCUUAUUCAUGCAAGCUCGCCUACUAUGCGUAGUAACUAGAAAUAUCUGAGGAGGUUGUUGUUGUUGUUGUCAACAUUAACUUUCAACGAUCAACUUCGGCGCUUGAUAGUUACAUGCAUCACAUGAUGUAGCCGCGAGGUCCAGCGGCUCGCUCCGAAACUCCAACCUGCUCGAUCCGGGUUUUUUGGCUUGCAAUAUCGCACCUUGCAACUUUACACCGGACCAAGAAAACGGGGCCAAUGGCUCGUAUUUGGAGAAGGGGUUUUUGAAGAACACAUCAGCCCGCGGGCGAACAACUUAACCAUAGUGCGACCCGUCCCUAACUAUCCCACUGCGUGAGAUACGACUACCUCUUUCUUCCGCGGCAAACUGUGAGCAUGGGUAUGAUGGGUACGAGUAUGGUUAAUAAUAUCGCUGCUACUGCUACUACUACUACGACGCCGACUACAACUGCUAUGGUCCACAAUUACACCCGUCUGGCGCCAGAUGUAUCUUCUCAUCCGUGAGGGAAGCUAGACGCAUGAUCUCCAGGAGAAGCGUAAAGGUUUUCCAUAGGCAUACACACAUACAGCGCAUAACCUAGCCGCUAUAGGGGGAUGAAAUUUAUGCGCCUCUUUCGAAAUAAAUUGAGAAGAAAUUGAGAAGGACGCGGUCGAUAUAAUAUCGAUAUAAUACCAAUCCCUACCUUAACCCCCUUAGCUAUCCUUUACGAUCCUCAAAAAAAAAAAAAAAAAAAAAAAAAAAAUGAAGCCCGCCGCCUCAUCUCCUACGAAAAGCGCGGCUCACAGGAAAACGUCCCCACAACCGCAAUCUUCCACAAAUGAAUUCCGCAAAAUAAAAGCGCAAUGGGCGAGCGCGAAGGCUUUGGCAGAGGAGGAGGAGGCGCAGAAGGUUGCUGCUGCGCAGAAAAUAAGGCAGCGUGCUACAUUGGGUGAGGGUGAGGGUGUGGGUGCGGGUGCAGGUGCAGGCCGAGGUACGGCGGGCGAGGAAGCGCUAGUAAAAGCUGCGAAGGAAAGAGAUGUGCAGAGGAAUAAAUUGAAGGAGAGGUUGUUUACGAUUGAACAUGCGGGGGUGUUGGGGGUUUUAGGGUGGUUUUUGUUCGUUCAUCUCGUUGGUAUAUUCUUCUUUACCAAGGGAUUCCUAUUAGCGCGGUUGGUGUUGGAGAAUAAAUCGGAGUGUACUGUGCUGCCAUUUGAAGGAACAGCAGCAGCGGCGGUGGGUGCAGAUUCGUCACAGGUUGCGACAGAUCGAGGAUGCUGGCAUCCAAAAACAUUUGAUAAAGCUAUUGUCUUAGUAAUAGACGCUCUCCGAUAUGAUUUUACCGUCCCCUUCCGGCCAAUCGUAGAAGGAGAACAGCCUCAACACUUCCACAACCAUUUCCCCAUCCUAUACGAAACUGCCGUAGAGUCACCCGACAAGGCCUUUCUGCUUCCCUUCAUCGCCGAUGCACCCACAACCACACUACAGCGACUCAAGGGCUUGACAACAGGCACAUUACCCACGUUCAUAGACGCUGGCUCGAAUUUUGCCGGCACGGCUAUCGACGAGGAUAACCUCAUCGCGCAGCUACACGGCGCGGGAAAGCGAAUCGUGCAUUUGGGGGAUGAUACGUGGCAGUCGCUGUUCCCUGGCCUUUUCGACGCAGACCUAUCACACCCGUACGAUUCGUUUAAUGUCCGUGACCUGCACACGGUCGACAAUGGGGUUAUAGAGCAUCUAUUCCCGCUCCUGCAUGCGAACAAUGCGACGAAGUGGGAUGUGGUCGUUGGCCACUUUCUCGGAGUUGACCAUGCGGGCCAUCGAUACGGGCCGAAUCAUGCAGCCAUGGCGGCGAAGUUGAACCAGAUGGAUCAAGUCGUACGCGAUGUCAUAAGAUCUAUUGAUGAGUCGACUCUGCUUGUUGUUAUGGGGGAUCAUGGAAUGGAUGGCAAGGGUGAUCAUGGGGGCGAGUCGGACGAUGAGGUUGAAGCUGCGUUGUGGAUGUAUUCGAAGCGGGCGGGGGUCUUUGGGCGGACGAAUGAUAUGGUCCUAGCACCGCCGCCGACGGCGAAGGAACGGCCCGUCCCGCAGAUCGACUUUGUUCCGACGCUGGCGCUGCUACUGGGAAUCCCCAUUCCGUUCAACAGCCUCGGAUCGCCAAUUGAGGAGGCCUUCUCUGGCACGGGCGGGCGCGACUUGGGCAACUUGGUCCGUGUCAAUAGGCUUGCGUCUGCGCAGAUUAAACGUUAUCAGCAUGAGUAUGCACUUGCGAGGGGCGUUGAUGAGAGUCAUACCUCUGGACCAUUAGGGAUCUGGGCUCGUGCGGAAGAGGACUGGAAUUCCAUGUCUCAGCAUCAGCAUCAGCAGGGUGGGUCAGAUCGACAUCGACCGGUCCUUCAAAAGGUAUACGAGUCGUACCGCGAGUAUCAGCGAGAUACGCUGCAUGUCUGUAAGGGUCUGUGGGCUAGAUUUGAUGUCCCCAGCAUGGUUCAGGGGAUAUUGAUUCUCUUCGCUGGCGUUGUCCUGUUGGUAUUCUAUGCUCGAGGGAUUCGGGGCGACCGCACUGAUCUUUCAUACCCCACGCUCCGGCGGAUAGGAGCUGGUUCCGGAAUUGGUGUAAUGGGCGGGAUGAUACUAACUGGAACGCGGAUCGUCCAAUUAUCCCGUAUACAGGGACUCGUGCUUGGCAUAGCCGUUGGCGGAAUUUUGGCAGUAUCGUCGACGGUCUUGUGGGUGCCGAAACGGAUAUUUUCACCCCUGCCAAACUCGCUCUGGGCAUGGCUCGCGGUUAUAUUUACGGUGUCACAGUCUGUAGGGUUCGCGUCCAACUCAUACACCAUCUGGGAAGAUCAGAUACUAUUUUUCUUCCUAACGACCUUUGGCGUUGUGGCCGCUCUAUCUUCACUGCGUCAGAAGCGUACGGAAGAUAGGGUGCUUGGAUUUUACCAUUCCAUCGUCUUCGUGGUCCUCGGGAGAAUAGCAUCUCUCUCCCGCGUCUGUCGCGAAGAACAGAUGCCCUACUGCAUAUCUACAUACUACGCCUCCUCAACGUCAUCUACUUCUGCAUGGUGGCAUCUAUUUAUCCCUCUCCUGGUAGCAAUAAUCCUACCCUCCGUCAUCCGCUCCUACUACCGGGGCACCAAGUCAUACGAGGGCUCUGCUAUAUUCUGGAUCGGCAUCGCCUUCCGCACUGGCCUCUUCAUCGUAGCCGUUUUCUGGACUAUCGACGCUGCUGAAGAUGGCGAUUGGUUCCCCUCCCUCUCCAAAUCCAUGGUUAAAAAUACCCGCGUGGUCCUCGCUCAGGUCGUCCUAGCCAUCGCCUUCGCCGCUGGCACCACAACCUUCGGGUGGGCCAAACCUUGCAUCAGCGUCGCCAUGACCCCCAACCCCAAAAACCCAGCAACGCCUACCACCUCACCACAACCUCAGCCAAAAACCGUAGUAACAAUCCUCGGCUACGCCAACGUCCAUGGCACGCGCUACGCCAUCCUCCUCAUAAACUUCGCCCUAGCCAUAAUCCUCCUCCAAAAGCCCAUGGGCGGCGGCACCAUCGGCCUGCAAACCUGGCAAAUCCUCUCCCUGCUCGAAAUCCUCGAUACAAAUGGGCUGACGACGAGCAACUCGGCAAUCGGCCCCGUCGUGCUGGGUCUCCUGGGCUCCUUCCACUUCUUCACCACGGGCCACCAGGCUACGCUGAGCAGCAUACAGUGGAAAAUCGCCUUCGUGCCUCUCACCACGGUCAAGUAUCCCUGGUCUCCUCUCGUUGUUGUAUUGAAUACCUUUGGUGCACAGAUACUCUCCGCCGUCGCCGUGCCGCUGACCGUGUUGUGGAAGCGUCCUAUUGAUGCCCGUGGCGGCCCGCUGACACCGUCCUCCUCAUCGACUCAGGCGCAGGCGCAUUCGCAGACGCAGACGCCAGCAGCUCCUACUAAAUCGCCAUCCAAGAACGGCGCGAGCCGGCUCCUCUCUGACGUCGCGCAGGCGGCGGCGACGCAUAUCCUAUACUAUGCCACGAUCAACCUGGCGACGACAAUGUGGGCGGGCUGGUUGCGCAGACACCUGAUGCUCUAUCGGAUUUUCUGUCCGCGGUUCAUGAUGGGGGCGGUGGUGUUGGCGGUUGUGGAUGUGGUUGUGCUGUUUGUUUCGGUGGCUGGGGUAAGGUGGAGUACGCUUAGUGUUGGGGAGGUAUUUGGGUGGAGCUGAGCGGGCGGAGUGAGAAGUGGGUUCACGAGAAGAAGAUGAGGAGAGGAAGAAGAAUCUUGGGGAAAUUGGGUGGCCUAGGCACCCCAUAUACCUUCCUAGAAUAUCUAUCUGACUAUGCAGGUAAUUUAACUAGGUCUUGGAGAGACUUGUUUAAUAUGUUUUGAUUCCUUUUUGGCGAUCUUUUGGGAACCUUUUUUUUCUACUUCAUUGUCUUAACAUGUAUAUAGUUAUUAUCCUACCUAUUUUACUCCUUUGCAUAUAUCAUUUAAUAAAUAGGAAUCAAUCACGACAUACUAGACCA
Messenger RNA from Blastomyces gilchristii SLH14081, 4589 nucleotides. RefSeq names its product phosphatidylinositol glycan, class O. Gene Ontology annotation, cellular component: endoplasmic reticulum membrane. Gene Ontology annotation, biological process: GPI anchor biosynthetic process. The transcript is spliced from 3 exons. Gene Ontology annotation, molecular function: mannose-ethanolamine phosphotransferase activity. Lineage: Eukaryota; Fungi; Ascomycota; Eurotiomycetes; Onygenales; Ajellomycetaceae. The record is from RefSeq and is a predicted model, not a curated record. The coding region runs from base 851 to 4288 and encodes 1145 amino acids.